GCGGAACCGGAUGUGGCUUACGGCUCCGGUGCCUGGAGCGCUGGGGAAAUGGCCACAGGGACAGACCAGGUGGUGGGACUCGGCCUCGUCGCCGUUAGCCUGAUCAUCUUCACGUACUACACCACCUGGGUGAUUCUGUUGCCAUUCAUUGACAGUCAGCAUGUCAUCCACAAGUAUUUCCUGCCCCGGGCCUAUGCUGUUGCUAUCCCGCUGGCCGCCGGCCUCCUGCUGCUCCUCUUUGUGGGAGUGUUCAUCACCUCCGUGAUGCUGAAGAGCCAGAAGGUGACCAAAAAGGCUCAGUGAGGGCCUGGCCGAUAUAAGGCUGCGGCCCUUUCCGUUUCUUCGCCAGGGCAGACCCAGGCGGGGGGCCCACAGGACCCAUCCAGGCCCUGAGGCCCCCCUCAAGCCCAGCUGCCCUGAAGGCCCCCCCCGGCCCAAGGGGGACGGAGCUGUUCAGGACUCGCCCCCCAACUGCCCAGAGCCCCUCCCCUCCCCUCCUCCCCCUUCCAGAAGCCAGGAGGGAGGCGUCCCUGGAAGUCUCCCUCUCACCCCCUUCUGGCUCAGUGCCCGAAAGAUGCAGCUCAUCGCCCCUGCCCUCCGCCACCUUCGGACUCCCCGGCACUUUUCCCUGCGGGUCUACACUCUUGGCUCACUUCCCCACCUGUCACAUGCUGGUGUUGGACUUGGCAGGUUCUGGGCCAUCACAGGACCUCUCCCCACCAACCCUGCUCCUCCCCAAAGGCUGCUUUCCCAGGUCUGACAUAGGCCCAGGCCCUGCGAGGAUUUCUGGACCUGGAAAGCUUGGGGGGAGGCCUGACAGGCUGCCGGCACAUUAGGGCGGCCACGGUAGGGCCCCCCAUUGACUGCUUCUUGUGGAGGCCCAGCCCCCAGCCCCGUCUGUAGUGGGGGCGGGGGGGGGUACAACAAUAAACGUUGACGGUGUGUUU
Sus scrofa (pig) is the source of this 947-nucleotide messenger RNA. RefSeq names its product dolichyl-phosphate mannosyltransferase subunit 2, regulatory (gene DPM2). Gene Ontology annotation, biological process: GPI anchor biosynthetic process; dolichol phosphate mannose biosynthetic process. NCBI's taxonomy places the organism in Eukaryota, Metazoa, Chordata, Mammalia, Artiodactyla, Suidae. Gene Ontology annotation, cellular component: dolichol-phosphate-mannose synthase complex; endoplasmic reticulum membrane. The record is from RefSeq and is marked validated. Gene Ontology annotation, molecular function: enzyme regulator activity.